GCCACUGACCAGAUGCAGUUAUCAGUCAACGUUCGUACUCGACCAGACAGAAAUCAGCCAAAAUGUUCAAGAUUGCCAUGAUCUGCGCCGUUCUGGGACUGGCCCUGGCCAAUCCUCCAGUGCCCCACAGUGUGGGACGCUCCGAGGAUGUCCACGCCGAGGUGCAAUCCCGAUCGGACGACAUCCGCGCCGAUGGUUUCGACUCCAGCCUGCAGACCAGCAACGGAAUCCAGCAGUCCGCCAGCGGAGAUGUCCAUGGCAACAUCCACGGCAGCUUCGGCUGGAUCUCCCCCGAGGGUGAGCACGUGGACAUCAAGUAUGUGGCCGACGAGAACGGAUACCAGCCCCAGGGUGCCUGGAUCCCAACCCCACCCCCAAUCCCGGAGGCUAUCGCCCGCGCCGUCGCCUGGCUGGAGUCCCACCCCCCAGCACCUGAGCCCAGCUACCACCACUAGGAGCUCCAAGGAAACCCACCUCCUACCUGAAACGUGAAAUUCAAUGCGGACUGUUCUCCGGAUACUUUUCGACCUAGUUGUUUAAGAAUUCUGUUUUUCGAAAUACAUGCAAAUUGUUUACGGCAGUAA
This is a messenger RNA of Drosophila bipectinata, 584 nucleotides long. RefSeq names its product Larval cuticle protein 1. NCBI's taxonomy places the organism in Eukaryota, Metazoa, Arthropoda, Insecta, Diptera, Drosophilidae. Gene Ontology annotation, cellular component: chitin-based extracellular matrix. Gene Ontology annotation, molecular function: structural constituent of chitin-based larval cuticle. The record is from RefSeq and is a predicted model, not a curated record.